This is a messenger RNA of Wallemia mellicola CBS 633.66, 1747 nucleotides long. RefSeq names its product SPRY-domain-containing protein. Lineage: Eukaryota; Fungi; Basidiomycota; Wallemiomycetes; Wallemiales; Wallemiaceae. Gene Ontology annotation, molecular function: protein binding. The transcript is spliced from 3 exons. Bases 83 to 1678 code for a protein of 531 amino acids. The record is from RefSeq and is a predicted model, not a curated record.
CAGGAGAUAGACAGUAUUUUACACAUAAGAUACACAACAUAUACGCAUAUCUGUUACAUAUACUUCUUUAUCUCUAACCAUCAUGGCAUCCAUCUACAGCCACAGUACAGGCAGCAGUCUGGUGAUAGUUCUACCACUAAUACUGCUAUUCUCAACUCUCACCUUCUUGUUCUUACUAUUUAGCUUAGCUUUGCUCGUCUUACGUCUUAAGAAGCGUUCAAUCUCGUUAUCCAACGGCGGGAGAUAUAGACGUCUCACACGUCUUACAAACAGCAACAACCAGCUAUUCUUGCCAUUUAAUGAUGAUCACCUCAAUCUUGCUCCUAUUGAUCUCACUGAUAUGGACUUUGAUAACGGUCUCGCAGGAUGGGCGACCGAAGAAUCUGGCGGUCAGCAGGCUGCUAUAGAACGUUAUUACAAUUCCCUUCAGCAGCCUGAGAUGAUGGGUAUUCAAAGGGCUAGAGAUUAUCAAGAAGCUCAUCCACCAGCUAGUCUAGCUACUGCUAUAACUCUAUCUCAGUAUCUCACUAUUCAAGAAAAGGGCGUUUCUGCCUGGUCUUUUGAGCCUGAUUAUGAGAGUUUACCUCCGAUACUCGUACAAGCACGUACAGAACUCACAUUCUUGGCUGACGGUGAGGGACUCUCUCCUUCUGAAGGUGGUGCAUGUUCUGUACAAACAAACCUUCCAAUUCCUCGCUCUAAUGACACCUAUUACUUUGAAGCCAAGUUAUUCGAAAUUACUCCAAGUACUAAAGUCUCAUUUGGAUUAGCUACAAAGCCUUAUCCUAGCUUUAGACUUCCUGGUGAUUGCAAGUAUUCAGUUUCAUAUGACACAGAGGGACAAGCUGCCUACAACUAUCCAUUCACUAGUCACACGAUCGGUUCGCCGCUUCUUGAAGGUGAUGUACUAGGCAUUGGCUACAAACCACGUACUGGAACUGUUUUCUUUACAAGGAAUGGUAAAAGGUUAGACCCUGCUCCAUAUGAUGGUGCAUUCCAUGCAUUCGGUAAUUCAAACGCUGAAGGCGUCAACCCAUUAGAUUUAUUCCCAACUAUUGGUAGUACCGGUGCAGCGGUUGUUCAUGUUAAUUUCGGUCAAGCAGGCUUUGUUUUCAUUGAGGCUAACGUCAAGAAAUGGGGACUGGCACCUAUGUCUGGCACAUUGGCACCACCACCUGCUUAUGGACACAAUAGCGGAUCACUAUUGCUUGAAUCUGCUGCUAACAAAGAUACUGAAGAUAGCGAAAACGACGAAAGACGUCCACUCACUUUUGACGAGAGGAGAAGACUUGAGAGAAGACUAAAUGAGCGUCUGAAAGCUGAAUCAGAGGGUAAAGAUGAUAUCGAUCCGGGUGUUGGAACUUCUACCACAAAUAGAAUUUCAACCAGGCCAGAGGAUGACGGAAUUAUAAACAAUCCGCCAACUCCUAAUCAAUUGGAUAUUAGUCUUACAGAAUUAGAAAGGAGACGCUCAACACAGGCUCUUAACGAGCAAGACAAUAGCCAAGAUGAAGCUGUAGAAGAAGAGGUACCUAGUGAAAUCCCAGAAACGGCUGAGUCGAAUGGUGAUGCACCACCACCACAUUAUGCACCGAUAGAUCCACAACGGUAUCCUGAUGGUGUUAGUUUGACUGACAUCCCAUCGGACGAAUUAGUGAGGAUGAUUGGAGAUACUUGAUAACGAAACGAGACGUAUUAGAUUAAUUGCAUUAUUUUUGUUAUACUACUAAGACUCAUAAAUUUCAUU